Molecule: messenger RNA, 1056 nt
Organism: Lucilia cuprina (Australian sheep blowfly)
Lineage: Eukaryota; Metazoa; Arthropoda; Insecta; Diptera; Calliphoridae
Product: guanine nucleotide exchange factor DBS-like
Exons: 2
Coding region: 26-670 (214 amino acids)
Cellular component (GO): cytoplasm
Molecular function (GO): guanyl-nucleotide exchange factor activity
Source: RefSeq, a predicted model, not a curated record
UAACAUUUUUAUCUAUAUCCCCCAGAUGUCACAAAUUGGUUUAACCGAAUCCGUUCGCGGUGAUACAAAACGUUUUGAAGUUUGGUUACAAGGACGUCAAGAAGUUCACACUCUCCAAGCACCCACAAUCGAAAUCAAAAACAAAUGGGUGGCAGAAAUCAAACGAGUCCUUCUUAAUCAACUCGAGGAAUUAAAAGGUGAAAAAAUCAAACAAUACGGUUUAAAUCACAGGGGUCUACGACAAACCACCUCCUGGGAUACGCCCAAUAUAAUAACAGCACAACGUACCAUCAGUUGUGAUGCCUCAUCCGAAUCCUCUAAUCGCAAUUCGAAUUGUAGUAGUAGUGAUGAUAAUUGCAUAACAACGGGCCUGCCUAUAAGUAGUAAUUUGUCGAUGACUUCGGCCACAAGCACUACGGAUAAAGAGCACAAUGAGGCCUGUGGCUGGAGUUCAGAUUAUUCGAAUAGUGAAGAUGAAAUGUCAAUGAUUGAAGAUAAUAGCACACCGCGUUUCAUAAACUUCCUAGCACCAUGGUCUACCACCAUUACUACUACUACUACUACUACAACUAGCAGUCAUCAUCAUAAUAAUCAUCAACAUCACGACAGUGGUUCAUAUCCACGCAACAGCAAAUCUAAUUCCAAAUUUUAUGUUUCGGUUGAGCACUAAAUUAAUCCAAAAUAAACAAAAACCAAACAAAUAAUUAAAAAAAAAAACGAACAACUUAAAACUCAAGUCUUGUUAAAAUAAAUUAAACCAAAACUCUCCAAUCCCCCUACCCAAGUGCAAUAAUUUAUAUUAAAAUGUAAUUAAAAUUUAAGAAGAAAAACAAAAACAAAUGAAAAAUUCAAAAUCAAGUACAAUUUUCAACUGAAAAAUGCAGAAAUUAUGCAAAAACAAGGAAAAGUUGUUAAAUUUCUUUUAACAGUAUUUAUUGUUUAAUCAUAUUUUAGAAAAUGAAACUGAAAUUAGUCAAGUCCCACAAGAUAAUGCUCAUAUUUGUAUAUAUUAUUGUGUUUAGAUUAAAUUAAUUGCUAAAAUAAAUAAGUUUAAGA